Messenger RNA from Antrostomus carolinensis (chuck-will's-widow), 456 nucleotides. RefSeq names its product ribosomal protein S27a (gene RPS27A). The record is from RefSeq and is a predicted model, not a curated record. The transcript has 4 exons. Gene Ontology annotation, cellular component: ribosome. Gene Ontology annotation, biological process: translation. The annotation marks the transcript as partial. NCBI's taxonomy places the organism in Eukaryota, Metazoa, Chordata, Aves, Caprimulgiformes, Caprimulgidae. Gene Ontology annotation, molecular function: structural constituent of ribosome; protein binding.
GUUGAGCCUUCUGAUACUAUAGAAAAUGUAAAAGCCAAGAUCCAGGAUAAGGAAGGCAUUCCUCCUGAUCAGCAGCGACUGAUUUUUGCUGGUAAGCAGCUAGAAGAUGGACGCACACUGUCUGACUACAAUAUUCAAAAAGAAUCAACUCUUCACCUUGUGCUGAGACUUCGUGGUGGUGCCAAGAAAAGAAAGAAGAAGUCUUACACUACUCCCAAGAAGAACAAGCAUAAGAGAAAGAAGGUUAAGCUUGCAGUGCUCAAGUACUACAAGGUGGACGAGAAUGGCAAGAUCAGUCGGCUGCGCCGGGAGUGCCCCUCUGAGGAGUGUGGAGCAGGAGUCUUCAUGGCUAGUCACUUUGACAGACACUAUUGUGGCAAGUGCUGUCUGACAUACUGCUUCAAUAAACCAGAAGACAAAUAAAUGUACCAGACAAUAAAAAUCUGAAGUUCUGUA